Anas platyrhynchos (mallard) is the source of this 1066-nucleotide messenger RNA. The record is from RefSeq and is a predicted model, not a curated record. NCBI's taxonomy places the organism in Eukaryota, Metazoa, Chordata, Aves, Anseriformes, Anatidae.
ACUUAAAACAGGGGUAGAACCAAAUUUAUGUACUUGGAGAGAACACUUUCCCUGAUCAGGACCAUUGCAUACUCUUAGCACUAGUUAGUUAUUAAAGAAUCAAACUAAUAAAUGGUGAUUUUCCUGUUAAUUUGCCUGAUGAUUUCUUGUACUGCAGAUGGCAAACCUGCAGCGUCAGCUGGAGGCAGCAAAGGACAAUAACAGUAAGGUGAUAAUGAUGCUGGAGCACGUGUUAGCUUCUCAUAGCAAGAUGCAGACAGUUCUGGAUGCAGUACAAACAGAGUUGGGACACAAGGACACUGAAAUCAGCAACUGCAGAAAAGACAGAAGCCAGAGUCAGCGGAAAAUACGGAUGUUAGAAACAGAAUUGGUACAUCACAAAGCCAAACUAGUUGCCAUGGAAAGGCAGCACGGCAGCCAGUUGGAACCACUUUCUAAGGCACUAGAAGUUGCUAGAAUGGACAAAAAGACACUUGCUCUUCGUUUGGAGGAAGUCCAGCAGGCCAAUAAUGUCCUGCAGAGCAAACUGAUCCACACUCAGUAUGACCUGAAAAGUAAAGGAGCUGAGCAUCAACAGCUGGUGGCCUGCAGCAUUGAGUGUACGCUGAGCCAGCAGUAUGAUAGUCUCACACAGAGCUACAGAAAGAUUUUGAAGAAGCAGUUCCAUGCUGAACAAGAGGUUUCUAGGAAGGCUGCCCAUCAAGAGUCUACUGAGGAGAUUGAAACUGAACUGAGAGAAAUAGAAGCAAUAAAGGAGGAAUAUCAGAAGAAGAAUUAUGAACAGUCACAGCACAUCUAACAACUUGUGUCAGAGUUGAAGAGUCUGCGUAGUGAGAUGCAAAUAUUGUUGGAAAAACAACGUAAAGUGCAAGUGCAGAACAGGCAGCUGGAGACCCAGCUAGAAGCGGAGAGAAGGCGAGUGCAUCAGUUGGAAAACGAGCAUCAGAAAAAAACAACCCAACAUCUGAAGAAAUGUAAAGAGGAAAUAGAAAAACUGAAACAAGCCAGUAUGGUGUCAGAACAGGCGAGACUAGUUAGCAUUAGAAUUAUAAUUCACUGGAAGUAA